AUAGCGUACCCCAUUGCGAUCGCCUCCUUCCUCUUGUCAGCCGCCGUGCUCUCUUUUUAGGGCUUUGAGGGAUUGUAAGGGUUUUCUGGCAAGCUAUGGGGUCGGGCGAGGACGAUGACAAGAUCAGAGCGUCCAAGAAGACGCUGACGGUGGUCAUUGCGGCCAUUCUGACGCUGCUCACGAGCUCGCAGGGGAUUCUUACGGCUCUUUCGCAAUCCAAUGGAGGCUACGAUUACGAUUACGCUACCGUCCCAUUCUUGUCCGAGCUGCUCAAGCUUGCAUUUUCGGGAGUUUUCCUCUGGAACGAAGUGAGAUCGUCCAGUAGCACACAGAUCACGGGCGAUUGGAAGACAAUGCGGCUGUAUCCAAUUCCUUCCGUCAUCUAUCUCAUUCACAACAAUGUCCAGUUUGCGACACUGACUUACGUGGAUACGUCGACUUACCAGAUCAUGGGAAAUCUCAAGAUCGUCACGACUGGCAUUCUUUUCCGUAUCAUGCUGAAGAAAAAGCUAUCGAACUUACAAUGGAUGGCCAUAGUUCUGUUGACAGUGGGAACCACAACGAGUCAGAUAAAGGGGUGUGGAGAGAGCAAGUGCGAGAGUUUGUUUGCUGCGCCAAUGCAAGGCUACUUGCUGGGAGUUUUAUCGGCGUGUCUCUCAGCACUAGCCGGCGUUUACACUGAAUAUCUGCUGAAGAAGAACAACGAUUCACUUUACUGGCAGAACAUCCAGCUUUACGGGUUUGGCGUCUUGUUCAACGCCUUGAGACUCAGCGUGGACGACGUGAGUGCCAGCUUCUCGAACGGUCCUUGGUGGUUUCGGCUGUUCAAUGGUUAUAGUUUUGUUACAUGGCUCGUCGUUAUCAACCUCGGGUGCACGGGAUUGUUGGUUUCUUGGAUCAUGAAGUACGCGGACAAUAUCGUAAAGGUUUAUUCCACAUCUAUGGCCAUGUUGCUCACGAUGGUGUUAUCUAUUUACCUCUUCAACCUGCAGCCUACGCUGCAACUAUUCCUGGGAAUUAUCAUAUGCUGCAUGUCGCUUCAGAUGUAUUUUACCCCUCCGCAUCUUCUCGUUGAUUCGCUUCCACAGUCAUCGCUUCCACUAUCCGCCACGAGAACGUAAGACGCAAUUACUUUCUCUUUACAAAGAGCAAAAUAGAGGAGAGAGCCUCAGAAAGUAUCCUCGAGAAGGCGAACUUUGUUGCUCACUACUGUAAGAACAAAGAAUCAGCACGUCCAGUUUCAGCGAGGAUCACAGAAAUUGAUCCAUCGGGGAAGAAAAGAGAAGAAAAAAAGCAGCAGCUCUAUACACGCGCGAUGGCUUCAUCACGUAUCGCGCUUGUAGAAAUACUCGUUGAUGCCCGGGGUAAUCUGAAAGUGUUUUCGGGUGUAGAGGUACCGUCUCAGCGCGUGAUCAUGUGACGAGACCUGGUCCUGAGGAAAAAAUGAUUCAAGCAUCGCUACCUGACCUCCGGAUUAAGCGUCAAGUUCCUCAUGCUCACGAACGACGCCAAUCCCACAGCUGCGGCCAUAAACGCGAUCAAAGGGUAUACCUGUUCGAUUGAUCGAUCGUCGAGAAUUAGAAACUCGUGACAAUGCGAGAGAAUUGAUGCGUCGGGGGCGAAGAAGUGGAGGGGGAAAUCGCACCUCGGGCUUUGUCCAUCGCUUGAAGUUCUCAAUUUUUCUCCUCGCAAUCUCUUUAGCGGAGAAGGCCAUUUUCCUCUUCCCGGGAACAGAGCCCUAACUGUAAGUUGACGUGGCGCGAAGCGUUUGGCUGUAAAGCAUCCGCUGGCGCAUUGCGAGAUGGAAUUUGCAUUAGCCGUCGAUUCAAAGAAGGUGCUUUCUGGAUGA
This is a messenger RNA of Selaginella moellendorffii, 1849 nucleotides long. RefSeq names its product CMP-sialic acid transporter 1. Gene Ontology annotation, molecular function: pyrimidine nucleotide-sugar transmembrane transporter activity. The transcript has 10 exons. Lineage: Eukaryota; Viridiplantae; Streptophyta; Lycopodiopsida; Selaginellales; Selaginellaceae. Gene Ontology annotation, biological process: pyrimidine nucleotide-sugar transmembrane transport. The record is from RefSeq and is a predicted model, not a curated record. Bases 96 to 1121 code for a protein of 341 amino acids. Gene Ontology annotation, cellular component: Golgi membrane.